UUGUUAUAGUCAUCGUUUUUGUCGACUCGAGAAAGCGCAUCGGUGCCUCUGACAGGUUGUUAAAUUCCGCGAUAGACACACCGUUAUUAAAUAAACAACUUUAUCUGCGAUGGUUAAAAAACAUGGAGGUUAUCGAGACAAUUGUGAUACAAGAUGCUGAGGUGGAAGGAAAGGAAACGGUCGUGUCCAGUGUGGACACAGUCAAAAUAAAAACAGAGUUUAUUUGGACGCUGCAGGCUACAUGGCACCUUGUCAACACCCGACUUGAAAUGGAUCAGGCUUUCGACCAGCCAGUAUGCAAGAAAAAGAAACUUUGGGAGACGGUUGCAGAGAAGGUAAAUGCCAAACUGAGGGAGUCCGAGAUCACUGAUGUCACUGUGAAGGCCUAUGAGUGUGAUCUGAAGUGGAGAAACAUGCUGGCCACGUACAGGAAGAACGCAGAGAGGGCCAAGAAGCUGGGGGCCACCAGCGUCCACUGGGAGUUCUUCAAUGCCAUGCAUGAGGUCCUGGGGAAGAACCGGGAGGAGAUCGAAGCCCAACGCAGGGCCAAGCUCAGCGGGACCAGGGUGGGAAAGGCCAUAGCCAGCAAGAGGUUUACCCCCAUCCUCCCCACGCCUCCUGCCACCGCCGCUGCCCCCUGCCCUGCCAGCAGGCCUCCACAGGACGUCUUGCAGCUGUACAUGGAGCUGCAGGAGAGGAAGAUGAACAUGUGGGCGCAGCAGAAAGCUCUGGAGGAGAGGAAGAUUGAGGCCAUUAACAACCUGGCCCAGGCCAUCUCCAGCUUGGCUCAGAGUAACAGCACACAGACACCAAAGGAUGGACAGUAGUCCGCAGGAGAUGUGGAUCUGAACUUUGAUCUUUUUUUUUUUUUUAGCUCAUAAGUAAAACUUUUAUGAUGCAGCAUGAAGAAAAUAGUUGAUGUUCGUAAUAUAUGGGUUUUUUGGAUUGGUCACACUCACACUUUUGCACUAGUAUAGCUCAAAGAGUAGUUUGGUUUCUUAAAAAUAAAUGGAAAAGGUACACAAAAGUAGGUAGUCACUGGUAAAACCCUCAGCAGCUCUUGUUUGUACUAUAAGCAAAUCACAUGUCUCUUUAAAGUUGUCCUUUACUGCCUGUGUCCCAAAAGGUAAAAUGAGAAUUUAUUUUUAUACUGAAAAUUUUAAUUUAAGUUAGAAACCAAGAAAAACUAAUACAUCACAGACAAAUUAGGCGUCCUGCCAUCACUGUACCACAGUAUCAAUACAUAAGGUCAAUGUCAGAUACAGGUGUUUUUAGUGAUAAUUACUGUUCUUUCAAUGACAGGGUUUAUUGAUCCACUGAUAAUAAAUGUCACUUUGUUAUUAGA
Molecule: messenger RNA, 1345 nt
Organism: Acanthochromis polyacanthus (spiny chromis)
Lineage: Eukaryota; Metazoa; Chordata; Actinopteri; Pomacentridae
Exons: 2
Coding region: 123-827 (234 amino acids)
Source: RefSeq, a predicted model, not a curated record